This is a messenger RNA of Drosophila subobscura, 1812 nucleotides long. RefSeq names its product probable cytochrome P450 312a1 (gene Cyp312a1). Gene Ontology annotation, molecular function: iron ion binding; monooxygenase activity; oxidoreductase activity, acting on paired donors, with incorporation or reduction of molecular oxygen. The record is from RefSeq and is a predicted model, not a curated record. Lineage: Eukaryota; Metazoa; Arthropoda; Insecta; Diptera; Drosophilidae. Bases 135 to 1667 code for a protein of 510 amino acids. The transcript has 3 exons.
UAUGGCCGGAUUAUCUAGGGCCAGUCGCGCCGGGUGACCCCUAGGGGCUGGUGACCCAGACCCAGUGCUUGUCGCACUUAAAACGGUUAGUGCGCGAUCCGCUCGAGGUAGUGCAAUUAAGAACUCCAAUCGCAAUGGUUCUCUGGCUGGGACUGUGUCUUCUCCUCGUCGCUCUGUCCCUCUAUCUGCUGUACGCGUUCGAGCGCCAGACGAGGAUCGAUCGCCUCACCCGUAACUGGCCAGCUCCACCCUCCCUGCCCAUCAUCGGUCACCUGCACAUACUGGCGAAGCUGGUCGGGCCGCAUCCCUUCCGCAGGGCCACGGAGCUCGUGAAUACCCAUCUGAAGGAUCAUCGGGGCAAGCUAUGGCUGGGCACAAAGCUCUAUCUGGUGGACUGCAACCCCAAGGACAUCCAAGCGCUGAGCAGUGCCCAGCAGAUGCUGCAGAAGACCACCGACUACAAGGUGUUUGAGAACUGGCUCUGCGAGGGCCUCUUCACCGCCAACGUUGACAAGUGGACGCACCGCCGCAAGACCGUCGCGCCCGCCUUCAACUCCACAAUGAUCAAGCAGUUCAUGGAGGUGUUUGAGCGGCAGGCACGCAUCCUGCUGCCCCGCGUCGCCGAGUAUGCAGAGUCCGGCGAGUCUCUCGACUUUCUCCAUAUGAUUAGCUGCUACACCUUGGACGUGAUCUGUGAGACGGCCCUGGGUGUAUCGGUUGAUGCUCAAUCGGGCAAGAGAUCGUCGUACCUUGAAGCGGUUAGGGAGAUCCUGCACGUCAUAGACUAUCGCCUGAAGAACCUCUUCUACCGCAAUUCCUUCAUCUACCGCAGAACCGCGCUGUUCAAGCGGGAACAGGAGCUGCUCAAGACUCUGCAUGGCUUCACCGAGGGCAUUGUCCAGGAGCGCCAGACGCAGUUCAAUUUGGACGAGAUAAAUCGCAAUACAAUGAGCAGCAAGAACGGCGAAGUGGAACGUCCCGUUCUCUCCUUCCUGGACACGCUACUCCUGGCCAAGACGCCCGAGGGUCUGCCGCUGUCCGUGAAGGAAAUCCGCGAGGAGGUGGACACGAUUAUAUUCGGGGGCUUUGAUCUGACGGCCACCGCGCUGAAGUUCCUCAUGUACAACAUGACGAUGCACACGGACUACCAGCAGCAGUGCCGCGAAGAGAUUUGGCAGAUCUGUGGCAAGGACACCAGCGAACCCAUCACCAUCGAGCAAGUACGGCAAAUGGAGUUCCUCGAGUGGUGCCUGAAGGAAUCGCUGCGAAUGUAUCCCCCGGCACCGAUGCUGACACGUAAGGCCACAGCCAAUUGUCAGAUCAAUGAUUUCUUCAUACCCAAGGGUCACGACGUGCUCAUCUCGCCCAUGUACAUGGGCCGCUGCAAGGACUUCUUCCCCGAUCCACUCGUCUUCAAGCCUGAACGCUGGGCCCGCGGCGCCGAGCACAAGAUCGAGGCCACCACCUUCAUACCCUUCAUGACGGGCGCUCGCAGCUGUAUGGGUCAGCGCUAUGCCAUGGUCAUGAUCAAGCUGGUCAUGGCCCAUCUGCUGAGGAGCUACCUAUUCGAGCCAUUGGGCGAGCGGCAGGUGAAGAUGAAGCUCACUUUUGUGGUCACACUGCACACGGUGGAGCCCUACUAUUGCCGCGUUAGGGCCAUCGAGUAGGAAGGAUUUGUUCUAGGAAUAUAACUUAGAAAAUAGUGUAACAAAAAAGGAGUCUUUAGGAGGAGUUGUAACCUCGAUUGAGGUUUGCUAUUGGUUGAAAGGAUUAAUCUUAGUAAUUAAAGUCAUUAAAGUAGAUUUUUAAAUG